Molecule: messenger RNA, 1515 nt
Organism: Dermacentor silvarum
Lineage: Eukaryota; Metazoa; Arthropoda; Arachnida; Ixodida; Ixodidae
Exons: 8
Coding region: 1-1515 (504 amino acids)
Source: RefSeq, a predicted model, not a curated record
AUGGCCAUGCCGAGACAGAAGAACGAUUCGAGCUCUGGUUCGCGCCUUGGUUCGCGCACCCGAAGCCAUGUUUCGCAUCCCGAGAAGCCAGUUGAACCGGGGGAGGACCCUAACGACGCCGACUUCAAGCGCCGUCAGCAUACCAGCCGAGGGCGAUGCGUGGUCCAGGAGACAACCGCAGGCUGUUUCCGGAGCGCGGCCCCGUGGAGGCCUUUCCUCGUGCCGGCCGGAGCGCGCAUGCCCCUGCGUACGCGGUCGUCGCCGCCGACGCCCACGUCGAGGCCGUCGACGGCAGCCGGGGCCAGGACGACCAGUUCCGACGACGAGGAGGACUACGAUGACGAACGGAGGCACGGCUACGAACUCACGACGAGCCGGCGGCCACGUGACCCCUACCUGACCCUGGACGAAGGCGGAGGCGCAUGCGUCGUGGUCGUGGCUCCCGGACCUAUGGCGGCUGCCGCGGCCGCGGCCUCCAAGCGACAGAACCGGCGCCGGCGGCCCCCGACUCCCGUUGGGGGCGACGGAUUCCCGAGCGUCGGGGACGAACUGCGAACGUGCACCGUCGCGUCGCUGAGCGCGGCGGCGGCCGUCGGUGUCCCGUACGCCGAAACCUCGUGCGGCGUCGCCGGGCGUUCCUCGUCCUCCUGUUCCUCCCGCUCCACGGUGUUCGACGCCGACGACGUCGGGCCCGAGCACCGCGGCCCGAGGAGCGCCGACGACGCCAGCCACGACCGCCGAAGCGUCAGCAGCAGCCGAACCAACAGCGGCGAACCCGCUCCGAGACGCUUCCGCCACUCGAAGCUGGGGGCGCGCCUGAUGCUGGCGGUGCUGGGCGGUUCCUCGGUGGUGCUGCUGGGGCUCCUGCUGGCCUACAACACGCAGCUCGAGCAGAACAUCAUCCACAGGGUGAAGUCCGUGUUCGACAAGGGCCAGGGCAAGCGCCAGGCACGAGCAGACGCCAACGCCACGCACUACACUGGUGUCACGGGGAGCGUGGACGAGGCGGCGCCACGGGACCCGCACCGCGGCAGCAGCUCGACGACCACCACCGAGCCGUCCACGCUGCCCGAGAGCGCCGAAGAGUUCGAGCAGCGCCUGCGCCAAAUGGUGUCGCACUUCUGGACGCCUCGCGACGACAACGACUACGUCGGCAGAGGCGGCUUCGGCUUCGACCCGCCCCGAGCCAUAGCCACUCGCCGGGGCUGGCCGGACGGCGGACGAGGCGACGACGUCGACACCGGAGCGGCCGCCCGGCCGCCGUUGCCGGAGGGCGGCGGCGUCAACGAACCCACCGAGCCGCUGUCGCAGCCUCUCGUGAGGGACGCGCUGCACCGGAGAACCGACUGGUUCCUGGUUCAGGCGCGACGCAGCCACGGCCGCCUGCCCGACGCGAACUGGGCCGGCGACGGCAAGAGCGGCAACGCGUCCGGGGACGGCGUGGUGGAAAUCGAACAAUUGUGGCACGAAGGCGACGAUGCGGACGAAGACGACGGAGCGCGUGGGGUUCGAUGA